CAAACCAGAGUUGGCUCUAUAAAAUCGAAAUUAGGGUUUGCCCUCCUCCACCGGCGGAGCGACUGCGGCUACUCGGCGACCUUGCGGUUGAUCGGUUGCCUCGCGGAAGAUUUCAGCAAUCAUGUACGGUUCAAGAGGGGCAAUGUUGGGGAGCGGGGGGUUUUCAGACGGGUACGAUGGGACAAAGAGGCCAAGAAUGAUGGAGUCAAAUCCCUACUUCGCAGUGAACAGCAACUUUUCGACGGAUGGAUACGAGGUCGGCUCAAAGAGAUUGCGGAUCAUGGAAUCUGGUCCAUUCAUGCCAAUGGGAGGCAUUGGCAACUCCUACCAACCCCUCGGUGGCAGUUUUAGCAGAGGAUUUAGCAGUGUUCACUCCUUCCCAGUGGUCCGACUACGAGGCCUUCCUUUCAACUGCAACGACAUUGAUAUCAUCAAAUUCUUCAUGGAUCUAGAUAUCGUGGAUUGCCUGCUCGUUAACAAGAAUGGGCGCUUUACAGGAGAUGCUUUUGUAGUCUUUCCAACAGUCAUGCAGGCUGAGUUUGCGCUCCACAAGGAUAGACAGAACAUGGGCCACAGGUACAUUGAAGUUUUUCCAUGCACCAAACAAGAGUACUACCGUGCAGUCGCUGCGGAGGUUAACAGCGGUGGCUGGUCCUUAGUAGACGAUGAUUAUCACAGAGAUGCACAGCCUGUUCAUGCCAGAAAACCGCACGUAGACAAGGACAGGGACAAUUCAGAGUACGAGGUCCUAAAGCUCCGCGGUCUUCCCUACUCAGUGACCAAGUCUGAUAUCAUCGACUUCUUUGCGGAAUUUGAGCUGAUCGAAGACAAAGUGCACAUUGGCUAUCGCCUGGAUGGGAAAGCAACCGGUGAGGCCUUUGUGGAGUUUGCGUCGCCGGAUGAGGCAAAGAAGGCCAUGUCUAAGGAUAAGAUGACAAUCGGUUCGAGGUAUGUGGAACUUUUCCCAUCGACACCUGAGGAAGCCAUGAUGGCUGAAUCUAGGUCUAAAGAGUUGAAUCUAUAGCAAUGUCCUCUUUUAGAUUUGGUCCUGCCACUUUUUUUCUGAGGACUGUAGCUUUUAUGUUGGAUAUUCUGGAAUGACCUGCAACAUUAAAUUGAUGCCAAAGUAGUAUGUACAAUGUCAUUAUGUUGGUCGCUAUCUGAAUCAAGGGCUAGUGCACUUGGAGUUAAAUUUA
This is a messenger RNA of Zingiber officinale, 1196 nucleotides long. RefSeq names its product heterogeneous nuclear ribonucleoprotein H3-like. The record is from RefSeq and is a predicted model, not a curated record. Gene Ontology annotation, molecular function: RNA binding. Gene Ontology annotation, cellular component: ribonucleoprotein complex. Lineage: Eukaryota; Viridiplantae; Streptophyta; Magnoliopsida; Zingiberales; Zingiberaceae. Bases 122 to 1024 code for a protein of 300 amino acids. The transcript is spliced from 2 exons.